Messenger RNA from Microsporum canis CBS 113480, 3837 nucleotides. RefSeq lists its product as hypothetical. The transcript has 3 exons. Bases 1 to 3837 code for a protein of 1278 amino acids. The record is from RefSeq and is a predicted model, not a curated record. NCBI's taxonomy places the organism in Eukaryota, Fungi, Ascomycota, Eurotiomycetes, Onygenales, Arthrodermataceae.
AUGUCGACGGAAACCUCCAAACAGUUAUCGAAUAUAGAUCGAGACCUGCCUGCUCUAGUAGGAGAGGAGAACUUUGAUGACCCGUUCUUAAACCAGCUCUCCGAUGCUGAACUAUCUGGUCUACAUCAGACACCUGGUUAUUUUUCUGGCUCCUCAAACUACCCUGGCUCUUAUCAACAACAUCAACCAGUUUCUUCUACGAAUCCGAAUGAUCUGACUUCUCCAUCUUCUCAGCUGGACUUUCUGAGCUCUGCAGACCACACUGAGAACGGGCUGAGUGAUUUCACACGCCUUACUUCGCCCGAUUUUGAUGCUCCUUUCUUUGCCUCUGCGGAUCCGCUUUUGAAAGCUGAAGUGGCCGAUGAUAGCAGCGUUUUCUGGGUUAACCCUCAGGAUAUCGAUAACAAUUCACCUGGGGGAAAUAACUAUACUCCGCGGAAAGGAUAUGUUGGAGCUGGAACAGGUGCUUCGCAGCUACUGAGCCCAGUACCAACUACUACACCGAGUCCCAUCAUUAACCCACAGCUCGACCAACGAGGGCAACGCUCCGCUAACGAACACACUGCCAUUUCACCUCAGUCCAUGACCGGUGAUAGGCCAUCGCGAGCGGCCGCCAUGCCCUCUCAUAACCCUCCUAUGCUCAUCACUCCCAAUAAUGUUAACCAGUUAUAUCCGGCAAAUAAUCAGGCUAGUAUGGAUCGCCAGGUUAGUCCUAUUGUGAAGGUAUCCAGUUUUUCCCGUGGAGACUCGCCAUCGAGGGCAGGUGACCAGACAAACUAUUCUCCUCACCAGUCAAACACAAUAGACACUGGACAUCUUUCUCCCGCUAGGGAAACCCGAGAAACCUUUUUCAACAGCGACGAUGAGGACGAUGAUGAGAGCGAUAUUAUCCAGCAGAAGAAACCUUUCUCAAUUCCACCUCCCGCGAGCCGACUCGAGGAUGGUAGUUGGUCCCGAAACCCCAUUACAGGACAAGGUGGAUUGGAUCCCUCCGCAAGAGAAGAUACUUUCGUCCCGAGCCCGAAAGAACUAGCUGCACAGCGAGAGCGAGAUGAGAGGAAUGCCGAGGUUGCGCAAUGGAUAACCCAUAGCGAUGCAUAUAGCGAGAUUGACGGCAGCAAGCCUUGGAGUUUCCGGUCUCGACGCAAGAAUAAGUCUGACAAGAAUAAACGGCGGGCUAAGAGUGCAGGUGACCCUUUCUUAGGCGCCCAAGACGGUUUCAGUUCCCGAUUUGCCUAUCAAGAAUUCGAUGAUUCCGCCAUCCCUGGUCCUGGCGUACUAAUUGACGAAGAGAGUGGCAUGGAAGAUGAUGAAGAUGACUCUUCUGCUGCAUCGUCUAGUGUCCCCGAGUCGCCGCCCGCCAGCGUUCAUCCUGACCUAGUAGACGAUGAUGAGUAUAAUGCUCCUACAACAAUCCCCGAUGCGGAACUCGAGCCAUUACCCAAUCAGUUUCUUCGCGCCAGGCCAUGGCAAGAUUCUGUCCGAUAUACUAGGGAUGUAACCACCAAAUUCCAGCCUACAACGUCCAACGCUGCCAUCAUGCGCUUUUUGAAACGGGCGGAUAAUACCGACACUGCUUCUCGUGCUGCUACUUGGGGAACGCGCGGUCCUAGUGAGUGUGACGUUGAGAGCAUCAUUGGCCCGAAUGGUCGGUUUAGCACCAUCCGAAUCAGCGAAAAGAAAAAGGAUAAGCCUAUGAGAAGGAACAGUCUCCUCGAGCACGCUAGAGGAUUGUUGCCCAAACGAAGCAACAGUAGCUCAAAACGAAAACACCAGAUGGAUUUGAGUCUUCACCCGCAACGGAGCCUAACGCCAGAACAACCACCUACAUCCUCCUCUGACGGCGCUGCACAAAGUACCCACUCUCUUGUUCCUCAGCGCAAGCCCAGCUUUUCUAAAGGCAAUAAACAUCACACGGGCGGUGCUAUCCUUGCCAUGACUGGCCAGAUGGCUACCGUUGGGCGUGGUGGAGGAGUUGGCAUUCCGUCGCCUGUCGUGACGACUUCAACCACUCCUUGGAGCCAUAUCAGACGACGAAGCCGUAGUAAGAGUGACCUAACAAAGAGCGAAGGCCCUGGAGGCUUACUCGACCUUAUUGGAACUCACGGCGGACCUCCGGUUCCCACCCUAGCAUCCCCAAAACAAGAGAAGGGCAUUGGUGCAAGCCUUAUACAAUCGAGAUCUCCUCAAGACAAGCCCGAAGAAAAUGAUCUUGAAGCAGACGAUGACGAUGAUGAUAUGGCUCAUGAAAACGGAGUUACUAUGGAAUUUCCGGUUCGGUCUGACCCAAUAGUACCGACUCUCGAAGGAUUCAAAACCCAUGUUAGGCAACUUAACCCUCGGCUGCAACCUGCUUUGAUUGAGCGGAUUGCCCAAGAGCAAGUGCGGCGGUAUAAGAGACUGGUAGAGCUUAGGCUAAAGCACACACAGAACGUUAGCAAGAACAGCUGCAGUGCAGGAAAGCAUUGCUUUGCGCAAGGAGGCGAAGCCGUCAUGCUGCCGCCCAGAACUAGCCCCAAGGACCCCGAGUCUACAUAUGCUCAGUUUCAAGUUCCCGGGGCAGCAGUUACUCCUGAAGAUUUGGCUACCUUUGGUGAAGCUGCCAUUACGCCUGCUCUAUUUCCACCUGGAGUCCCUCUACCACCUGUCCGUCGCCUUCCCGCUGAGUUCGAGUGCUCCUUAUGUUUCAAAGUAAGGAAAUUUUUGAAGCCUUCCGAUUGGACAAAACAUGUUCACGAGGACGUUCAGCCUUUUACUUGUACUUUCCCGGACUGCACCGAACCAAAGUCAUUCAAGCGAAAAGCGGAUUGGGUGCGGCAUGAGAGCGAACGGCACCGGCAUCUAGAGUGGUGGACGUGUAAUAUGCCGGACUGCUCCCAUACAUGCUUCCGCAAGGAUAAUUUUGUCCAGCAUCUUGUUCGAGAGCAUAAGAUGCCCGAACCUAAGGUGAAAGCAGCGAAAUCACGGAGCAAAAAUCAGCCACGAGAUACUACCACUGAUACCCACGAUGCUACCUCUCAUGCACAAGCUAUCGAGCAAGUUUGGAAACUGGUCGAAAUUGCAAUGCCUGUCCUUGAACUGGUGAACGACAAGACAUCUACUACAGGUGGCAUUAAUACCUUGAAUCAGGGAGUGAUGACACCGCAGUCCCAGGCCAGCAUGUGGACUCCAACCAGCCACACUAACCAUAGCGUAGAAAACACUCAGGCGACCCGUGCGCCUAAGCCUAUAACCUAUGGUACCAGCGCCCUCCUGACCGAGGCGUUUGGUCUUCCUCGUGAGCCAGUACCUAAAGAGAUACCCCAGCAGCAAGCCCCUGAGUAUGCGGCGUUAUCGCGAGCCAACCUUAAGCAACAGCAGCAUUCUGCCGGACGAUCUUUUACCAUAUCCUCAUACCUUCAAACCCAACAGCAAUAUCAUCAACCCCAAAGCCAUAACCAUAAUCAUAAACAGUACGCCAACCAUCUUAAUUCUGCUUCGUACCCUCCGCAAUAUUCUGCUCUACAGCAAGACCCACAAUCCAUUAAUGGUCUUCCCAUGCUCCAACCUCUUGCAGAACAAGGAGAACCUGUGUUGUCCGGCAAUAAUAUUUACGGCAGUAUGGGUAUCUCUGCAACUGCGCCCAUGAUAGAUACAAAGUUCGACGGGGAGCCAAUAUUUGCAUCCCCCGUGGAUAAUGGAUCCUACAUGUAUUCUGUAUCGGGCCAGGAGACUAUGGAAUAUAACAUGGAUGGUAGCGGGAUGACUUACCCCAUUAUGGCUACACCGAUGAACGGUCAAACGGCGGUUAAUGGUGGAUACAUACCAAACCAGCAUUAUAACCAUGGGAAUCACUGA